AUGGCGAGACCCUCGAAGCAGCAAACAUCGUCCGAUGAGGCGAUGUCGUCGGAGGAAGAGCCAAUGAACGAGCAGAUCAACGAAGAGGAAGACGAAGAGGAACUCGAGGCGGUGGCUCGCUCAGCUGACUCCGAUGACGAUGAAGCCGCCGGAUAUACUGAAGGAGACGACGGUGAAGGCGAUGAGCCUGACGAGGAAGGAACCAGCAAUGAAAUUAGCAAGCGUGAAAGGGAAAGGCUAAAAGAAAUGCAGAAAUUGAAGAAACAAAAGAUUCAGGAGAUAUUGGAUCAACAAAAUGCUGCUAUAGAUUCUGAUAUAAAUAACAAGGGGAAGGGACGCUUGAAGUAUUUGCUGCAGCAAACUGAGUUGUUUGCUCACUUUGCUAAACAUGAUCAAUCAGCAUCUCUGAAGAAGGUUAAGGGGAGGGGUCGACAUGCCUCCAAAGUAACUGAAGAGGAGGAAGAUGAAGAGUGCCUGAAGGAGGAGGAAGAAGAUGGUUUAUCAGGAAAUACGCGGCUGGUGACACAACCAUCUUGUAUUCAGGGGAAGAUGAGGGAUUACCAACUUGCUGGAUUGAACUGGCUUAUAAGACUGUAUGAGAAUGGUAUAAACGGAAUCCUUGCAGAUGAAAUGGGUCUUGGAAAAACCUUACAGACAAUCUCUUUGUUGGGGUACCUGCAUGAAUUUAGAGGAAUCAAUGGUCCUCAUAUGGUAGUUGCUCCAAAAUCUACACUUGGUAACUGGAUGAAUGAAAUUCGUCGUUUUUGUCCAGUUUUACGUGCUGUCAAGUUUCUUGGCAAUCCUGAUGAAAGAAAACAUAUACGUGAGGAUUUACUGGUUGCUGGGAAAUUUGAUGUCUGUGUUACAAGUUUUGAAAUGGCCAUCAAAGAGAAAUCUACCUUGCGCCGCUUCAGUUGGCGGUAUAUCAUUAUUGAUGAAGCUCAUCGGAUUAAGAAUGAAAAUUCUCUCCUUUCAAAAACAAUGAGACUUUAUAACACCAAUUACCGCCUCCUCAUUACUGGAACUCCACUUCAGAACAAUCUUCAUGAACUCUGGGCUCUUCUGAACUUUCUUCUUCCUGAGAUUUUUAGCUCAGCUGAAACUUUUGAUGAAUGGUUUCAAAUUUCUGGUGACAAUGACCAGCAGGAAGUUGUUCAACAACUGCACAAGGUCCUUCGGCCAUUUCUUCUCCGAAGAUUGAAAUCAGAUGUUGAGAAGGGUUUGCCUCCGAAGAAGGAAACCAUACUGAAGGUUGGCAUGUCCCAGAUGCAGAAACAGUACUACAAGGCUUUACUACAGAAAGAUCUUGAAGUUGUUAAUGCUGGUGGAGAACGUAAGCGUCUUUUGAACAUAGCAAUGCAGCUCCGUAAAUGCUGUAAUCAUCCAUAUCUUUUCCAGGGUGCUGAGCCUGGUCCACCUUACACUACUGGAGAUCAUCUUGUUACCAAUGCUGGUAAGAUGGUUUUGUUGGAUAAGUUGCUUCCUAAGCUGAAAGAGAGGGAUUCCAGGGUCUUAAUUUUUUCUCAGAUGACAAGGUUGCUUGACAUUCUUGAAGAUUAUUUAAUGUUUCGUGGGUAUCUGUAUUGUCGGAUUGAUGGUAAUACCGGUGGAGAAGAUCGCGAUGCUUCCAUUGAUGCCUUUAACAGGCCAGGAAGCGAGAAAUUUUGCUUCUUGUUGUCAACAAGAGCUGGAGGAUUGGGUAUUAAUCUUGCUACUGCAGAUGUCGUCAUUCUUUAUGACAGUGACUGGAACCCACAAGUUGAUUUGCAAGCUCAGGACCGUGCUCAUAGGAUUGGUCAAAAGAAAGAAGUUCAAGUGUUCCGAUUUUGCACAGAGUAUACGAUUGAGGAAAAAGUGAUUGAGAGAGCAUAUAAGAAGCUUGCACUUGAUGCUUUAGUGAUCCAACAAGGAAGAUUAGCCGAGCAGAAAACUGUUAAUAAAGAUGAGCUGCUUCAAAUGGUGAGGUUUGGGGCCGAAAUGGUUUUCAGCUCGAAGGAUAGCACUAUUACAGAUGAGGACAUUGACAGAAUCAUUGCUAAGGGAGAAGAGGCAACAGCUGAGCUUGAUGCCAAGAUGAAGAAAUUUACUGAAGAUGCAAUCAAGUUUAAAGUGGAUGACACUGCUGAAUUAUAUGAUUUUGACGAUGAUAAAGAUGAGAACAAGUUCGACUUCAAGAAAAUUGUCAGUGAGAACUGGAUCGAACCUCCAAAGAGGGAGCGAAAGCGCAAUUACUCGGAAUCUGAAUACUUCAAGCAAACAAUGCGCCAAGGUGGUCCAGCAAAACCUAAAGAACCUCGAAUUCCUCGCAUGCCUCAAUUGCACGAUUUCCAGUUUUUUAACACACAGAGGCUUAGUGAGUUGUAUGAAAAGGAAGUGCGCUACCUCAUGCAAGCACAUCAAAAGAAUCAACUAAAAGAUACAAUUGAUGUUGAUGAACCUGAAGAGACUGGAGAUCCAUUGACUGCUGAGGAACUGGAAGAGAAAGAACGUCUUUUGGAAGAGGGAUUUUCCUCAUGGAGUAGAAGAGACUUCAAUACCUUCAUUAGAGCUUGUGAGAAAUAUGGUCGAAAUGACAUCAAAAGUAUUGCCACUGAAAUCGAAGGGAAAACAGUGGAGGAAGUUGAAAGAUAUGCUAAAGUUUUCAAGGAGCGAUACAAAGAGUUAAAUGAUUAUGAUAGGAUCAUUAAGAACAUUGAAAGGGGGAGGCCAGAAUUUCUCUAUGGUCAGAACAAAGGGAAGUUGUACAAUGAAGAAUGCGAUCGUUUCAUGGUAUGCAUGGUUCACAAGCUUGGAUAUGGGAACUGGGAUGAGCUGAAAGCAGCAUUCCGUACAUCACCUUUGUUUCGUUUCGAUUGGUUUGUAAAGUCUCGGACAACUCAAGAACUUGCAAGGAGAUGUGAUACCUUAAUUCGGUUGGUGGAGAAGGAAAACCAAGAAUAUGAUGAGAGGGAGAGACAGGCUCGUAAAGAAAAGAAGCUUGCCAAGAGCAUGACCCCGUCCAAACGUUCCAUGGGAAGACAGACUGAGAGCCCUCCUUCCCUAAAGAAACGGAAGCAGUUAUCAAUGGAUGAUUACAUGACCACG
This is a messenger RNA of Dovyalis caffra, 3084 nucleotides long. NCBI's taxonomy places the organism in Eukaryota, Viridiplantae, Streptophyta, Magnoliopsida, Malpighiales, Salicaceae. The record is from the annotation of a GenBank genome assembly.